CGUGCAUCUGUGUUGAGUUGAAUACCGUGCAGGGACCCCUAGAGUCUAUAUUUUUCUGGUCUCAGCAAUUCCCUUACUUCUAGGAAUCGUUACACACUCAUCAUGAAUGCUGUCAGCAACCUGGACCCGGGUAUGGACCUAAUGACUACUCCUAUGGCUCCAAAUCCUAGUGGGGAACCUCCAAAUUUUGUUAAUCCACCGUCCCUCAAGAAUGCAACACUCAGCGUUGGUGUUCUGCUCAUCGUUAUCAGUGGCUUUAUGCUCACGCUGCGGUUGUUCGCGAAAUGGAAACAUAGUAAGGAAUUUCAUCUUGAUGAUGUAUUCUGUCUCUUCGGAUGGAUCUGCGCAAUAGCAUACUGGGCUAUAUCGUAUUCAAUGGUUUUAGGAGGAUCCUCAGGUAGGCAUGCGUGGGACACGCCGAUUGGAGUCAUCCUUGCGCCAACAUAUAUGAAGCGGAUGCUAUCGCAGACCAUCCUGGGUGGAUUCAACAUGUGGAUGGUUCGUGCUGCAGUGCUGUUAUUCUACAUCCGAAUCUUCAAUAGCGUGCGCUGGGUACGAUACACUUCAUGGGGUGUGAUUAUCUUGUCUGGCAUACUCUACACCAGCGGUAUCUUCCUAAGCAUAGCGAACUGCGCACCAAGAGCGGGCAAGAGUUGGAACUCGGUAUCCUUUGCAAAGUGCUCGGAUCCCAUCGUCUCAAGGUUUUUCAUUGCGAGCGGUGUAGCAAGCGUCAUCACAGACUGUAUCACUUUUGCGAUACCUUUUCCUAUUAUUGUUAGGUUGCAACUCAGUUCAAAGAAGCGACUCGGCCUACUGAUUGUUUUCUCUCUAGCUAUCUGCACUGUUAUAGCAAGCUGCGCUUCUUUAGCUUAUCGGAUCUUGGUCCACCAAAGAGUCACCGAUGCAACUUGGGUUGGAAUGCAGGCGAUCAUCACCUCUUAGGUUGGGCGAGCGAUUUGGCACUAUAAUGAUUGGAUGCGUACCCGGCGUCUCAUCUUUCUGGUCCCAUUUCUUCACGAAAACACGCUUCUACUCAAACAUGCGGACACGCUUGUAUUCAAGACGAUCCAGCACAAGUGGAAAUUGUCAUCUCACAAGCCCGCGUUGGUAUGGUGCACGAGGAAGUAGCGAGCGGAAGUCGAGCUACCAGUCUUCCACUGAUGUAGAGUCCGCCACAGCAGGUCUGCAGACUACGGUUG
Messenger RNA from Boeremia exigua, 1199 nucleotides. RefSeq lists its product as uncharacterized. The record is from RefSeq and is a predicted model, not a curated record. The transcript is spliced from 6 exons. NCBI's taxonomy places the organism in Eukaryota, Fungi, Ascomycota, Dothideomycetes, Pleosporales, Didymellaceae. The coding region runs from base 103 to 942 and encodes 279 amino acids.